Messenger RNA from Abrus precatorius (Indian licorice), 1485 nucleotides. RefSeq lists its product as uncharacterized. Bases 14 to 943 code for a protein of 309 amino acids. NCBI's taxonomy places the organism in Eukaryota, Viridiplantae, Streptophyta, Magnoliopsida, Fabales, Fabaceae. The record is from RefSeq and is a predicted model, not a curated record. The transcript has 3 exons.
CGGUUUAUCGAAAAUGCAAGCGUUUCGACGAAUCGCAACGUGCAUCUCAACGGCAAAGCAAUUCCACGUUCUACCACCCAUCGUUGCCAUGAAGCCUCGUUUCAAUUCGGCCGGCGAAGUUCCGGCGACGAGACGGUGGUCGUCAAGCCGCGGUUCCCGGAGCGGCGAGGACGAGUGGAACGAAGCUUGGGAAUCGGCGUGGCUGCCGGAGGACCUGACGCCGAAGACGCGAGCUCCAUGGGAGACCGACGUCAACUUCGCUUCCUCCCCCGCCGAAGCGGACGCCGACGCGGAGACGAAGGCAUUCGUGGCGGAGAUGAACGAGAACUGGAACGAGCGGCGAAAAGGAUCGAAGGAGAAGGAAAAGAGAGAAGAGAACGGCGCGCUUUAUAGCUUGGGUUAUAUGAAGAAGGAUUACCGGUUGAAGAAGCAGAAAAUGCACGCUGGCUUGUGGAUGAAGGAGAUUGAGAAGCUCGAGGAAGCGAAGUUGGGCGAUUCUGAUGUUGCUGCUGCUGAUGACAUUCAGAGAUUGCUUGAUAGUUGCUCCGACAUUUUUGACUCUGGCAAUAAUGAUCUCAAUGCUGCACAAGUUCAAACUUCUGAGUUCAAAAACAUGCCUGAUGGGUGGGAAACAAUAUCAAAAAAUCAAGACGGAAAUAUAUGGGAGAUGUCCCAGAGAGAAGAAGAUAUACUUCUCCAGGAAUUUGAGCGACGAAUUGCCUAUAGCAAGUUUCAGAUUGCUAGUUUUAUCAAGACUCACAUAUUUAGCCGGAGAAGGCCAAUCGAUGGGUGGAAAUACAUGAUAGAGGUGGUGGGACCAAAUGCUAAGAGAGGGAAGGGUAGUGUUUCUAGAGUACCCAGUCUCUCUGAUUCCUCUACUCAACCAUUCAAGGAGGAGAAGACUUCAGUUGAUAAGACUUAUGUUCCCCUUGAGAGAAGGUAGCUUGGUCAUGUACUUUUGUGCAUUCUCUUUUACUGUGCAAAGGUUAUUUGAUUCAAAUAUCGGUGAGUAGUGGACAGUUACUGCUACUUAGCCUUUUGCUGACACAACAGAUGGUCUCCAUGGAUUCUCGGUUAAGGUCCAAACCCUGCAUGAAGUAUAAAAAGCUAGUGGCAAUAUGACCCAGGAUGAACGUGAUACUAAUUAAGUAGUCGAAAGGCAAUGUGCCAUGUUAAAUGUUACUUUAAGGUUAGCGUAAGUAAUUAAACGCAGGAAUUUAGAACUAGAUAGGUGGAUCCUUUACAAAUUUUAGCAGUUGUUUAAUAUCUGUGGCUAUAUUUUUCUGUACUUGUUCUAAUCACAUGAAAAAUGCACGGGAAGAUUCUUCGUACAUUGUUGAUACAUCAAUUUAGAAACGUGGUGUACUGUAUAUUAAUUGAACUCCCUUGUAGAACUAGUGAAGACUUAGUGCACUCUGUGCCUGCUAAAGCAUAGUAAGCAAUCGAUCCCAUCAGACUGAAUGUAUACUAUCAAUGUACUUAGUG